Messenger RNA from Aspergillus pseudotamarii, 1284 nucleotides. RefSeq names its product intradiol ring-cleavage dioxygenase. Gene Ontology annotation, molecular function: oxidoreductase activity, acting on single donors with incorporation of molecular oxygen, incorporation of two atoms of oxygen; ferric iron binding. Lineage: Eukaryota; Fungi; Ascomycota; Eurotiomycetes; Eurotiales; Aspergillaceae. Bases 31 to 1284 code for a protein of 417 amino acids. The transcript has a single exon. The record is from RefSeq and is a predicted model, not a curated record.
CCACAUUUGCAGUCAAGUCCCUCAAACAAGAUGCGCAUCCAAGCCCUCGCCCUACUGGCAUUUGCCGCCCCGACACUCGCCCACGGCACCUUCGAGCACGAUGACCUCGAAACACAGCAUCUCAAGCGCGACUUCUAUACUAUUGGCCGCCGCAGUCUCGAGUCCUGCGCGGGGUUCCUAAAUUCGGAUGGGACAAAUGAGCGCGCGCACCGUCGCCGCGCCUCCAUCGUAAACCACCACCGCCGCACCCUCCUACAGAAACGCUCCAUGGUUGAGGUCCUCAACACCUCCCACCUCUAUACAGGCAACGAUAUCGACCCAGACCACCCGGCCUCCGCCUUCGCCCACGAGCACCAUGUCCUCCUCACCCCCUACGGUGACACAGGCCCCUACUACGUCCCCGGCGAGCUCAUCCGCGCCGACGCGCGCGAAGACCAAGAGGGCAUCCCGAUCAUCGUCGAAGCGCAAUUCAUCGACUUCAUCACCUGCAAGCCCAUCCCAGGCAUGUGGUGGGACAUGUGGAACGCUAACGCCACAGGCGUGUACAGCGGUGUGAUCAACGAAGGCAACGGCGACUUCACGGACCACAGCAACGUCAACAACACCUUCCUGCGCGCCGUUCAACUAGCAGAUGAAGACGGGGUGGCACAGAUCAAAACCAUCUUCCCGGGUCACUACACGGGGCGCACGAACCACAUCCACAUCAUUGCGCACACGGAUGUCACCGUGUUGAAGAACGGGACCAUCACGGGCGGCUCGAUCGCCCACACAGGCCAGUUCUUCUUCGACCAGGACCUCAUCGACAAGGUCUCGCAAACUUACCCUUACACCCAGAACCCGUACCAGGUCACCGGCAAUCAGCUCGACGACACCUUCCACCAAGAAACCGCCUACUCGGCCUCGGAUCCGGUCUUUCACUAUGAGUAUCUUGGCGAUAGCAUAGAAGACGGGCUGUUCAUGUGGGUGCGGAUCGGAGUAAAUGCGUCGGCGAACUGGGACGAUGGAGUCGGUGAGCACAGCUUUAUUUAUGGUGCUAAUGGCGGAAAGUACUCAUGUGGCACGGGGAGAAUCGGAGCAAACUAUACGACUGCAGACGAAGACUGCACGGGAAGCACGGUAGUGGGUGACCUGCCGGGGGAGAAUGGGCCCGGCCCAGCGAUAUACUCUGCACCGCCGCCGAGUGCCUGGGAUAAUGAGACGGAUGAGGCGGAACGGUCGGCGGCGAAGAGUUGGUUGGCGGUCGCCAAUGGGUUGGCAACUGCUACGGAGACUCCCACUCCUUAA